AGAGAGAGAGAGAGAUAACUGGCAGUAUAAAACCAGGAGUCAGACUUGAGCAGCUCUGAACUUGUGAGCAGACACAGAGCGGAUUAACAACCUGCAGGUGUAGAUAUUAUAUUUAAAUGAUUAGAUUUUAACACUGGAUGUUGGUUUGAUCUGGAAACUGAUUCUAACGUCACAGACACUGAUUUGUGGAUGAUGAAAAGCUGCUUUACGCACCGUCUCGUUUUUAUUUCUUGGAUAUUUAAGUUGAUAAAACAGUGAAGAAAAAAAAAAGAAGAAGAAAAUGCAGUGAAAAUAAAAAGAUGAAGAAGAGGAGGCAGAAAUGCGUCUUUAUGGAAACACCUGUCGUCUGAUUGUUGGAUACCUGCCGGAGAUGGAGCCGCUUUUAUUCUGCGUUUACAGAAGACGAGGAGCGCGAGCGGUGGAUGAAUAUUUGAGUGAUUUCAGAGUGAUCUCCAGGCUUUCCUUUGAGCUCCAUGACGGGGGGAUCUGACGAGGGAAGGUGGAGGGAUGGAGAAUGCCAGUCAGCUCAAACCAACGCCUGUCAUCUACGGAGAGCUGUUGAACAUCUCCACCAACGACACCCAUGCCAAUUUCACGUCGAAAGCGGAGGAGAAGGACACUAACCUGGCUUUCCAGGCGGGUCUAGGGGUGACCUUAGCCCUCAUAACUUUCGCUACGACGCUCUCAAACGCGUUCGUCAUCGCCACCAUUUACCAAUCCCGAAAAUUACACACCCCGGCAAACUUUCUGAUCGCCUCCCUGGCGGUCACGGACCUCCUGGUGUCCAUUUUGGUGAUGCCCAUCAGCGCGCUGUACACCGUGAGCCAAACCUGGACUCUAGGGCAGGUAGUGUGUGACAUCUGGCUCUCUUCGGAUAUAACGUGUUGCACCGCGUCCAUCCUCCACCUGUGCGUAAUUGCGCUGGACCGGUACUGGGCCAUCACGGACGCGGUGGAGUACUCCAAGAAGCGCACGCCGGGGCGCGCGGCCGGGAUGAUCGCCACCGCCUGGGUGAUCGCCAUCUCCAUCUCCCUGCCGCCUUUCUUCUGGCGCCAGGUGAAAGCGGAGGAGGUGACGAGCUGCAACGUGAACACCGACCACAUUUUCUACACCAUCUACUCCACCUUCGGCGCUUUCUACAUCCCCACGCUGCUGCUCAUCGCCCUGUACGGGAGGAUUUACGUGGAAGCCCGGAAGCGCAUCCUGAAGCAGUCGCACAACAAGCCGGGGAAGAGGCUCACCUCGGCGCACCUGAUCACCAACUCCCCCGGCUCGGUGGCGUCCACCACCUCCCUGAACUACGGGACGAACGACAGCUCCUCCUGUGACACUACCUCGUCCGCGAACGUGAGCCAAGUCAAAGUCACUGUGUCCGACGCGCUGCUGGAGAAGAAGCGGAUCUCCGCCGCCAGGGAGAAGAAGGCGACCAAAACUUUGGGAAUAAUCCUCGGAGCCUACAUCAUAUGCUGGCUCCCGUUUUUCAUUUACACUCUUCUAGUGCCUGUGUGUGAGUCCUGCUUCCACCCGGAGUUAUUUGACAUUUUCACCUGGCUGGGUUACCUCAACUCCUUAAUCAACCCCAUCAUUUACACCAUGUCCAACGAGGACUUCAAGCAGGCUUUCCACAAACUAAUACGGUUUAGAUGCUGCAGGGCAUGAACGAUGAUUACCAGCCAUAAUUACCCCCCCCCCCCAAACCCUCCUCAUUUCCAAUCAUCUGUACAAUACCAGAAAUUGAAUCAAACCCACCAUCACCCACAAAUAUGUCACUCCCUGUGUUUUUCCUUGAGGCCCACACAUUCACCAACAUCCAGAUUGUUCAUGAUAAUGUGGCUGCAGAAUGAGCUUCCACCUGAUGGAUGGUGCAGGGGACUGUGGAGAUGUAUCGACCUGCCAUCCAUCCAGUCUGCAUUGUGUGAUCUGAUGGCACUGCUCAGUGGUAAAUGGCUGUCAUCUCCUGACCGGUGGAAUUUCUGCUCAUAAAUAUCCAGCUGCCGUCGCUGCAGAAGAGAGAGAUCAGUGGAUGUUGUGAUGUGGAAGCUCUGUGACUGGUUUGCAGUUGAUAGCGUUUAUUAUAAUGACUUGGAGAAAGCCCAUAGCCCCUGACGCAGGGGCCCACCCCUCACCCACCCGCACCCCUCCUGUACGUGCUGCACUGGACUGUAGCCUACAGACUCACUUUUGCCAUAUGAGUUUGACAGUCAACAUCAGUUGGCUUGUAAGCACAAACAGCUUAGCACUAAGCUACCGUGAGCCCCAAGGGCAAAAAAUAAGAUUUGUGUUUCAUUUUCCUGACUCAAUAAGGGGAAAUACUGGUGCCUACAACAAGUUUAGUUUAGUUCCUCAGAUGUGCCUGGCCCAGAUGGAGAUAUAUAAAAAAAAAAGAGCAUGAUUUCAGUUUGAGAAAAAGAUCAAAGUUUGGUUUAUUCUCGUGGCCAGCGUUGUGUGUUUUCUUUUCUCUUCUGGCUGUGGCUGACGUUCACUUUAAACAAGGCUCCGAAAUGAGUGUAAAUGUACGAAUCUGUAUUCAUCCGUGUGAUUUUUACCUUCAUUUGAGUCUGGGUUUCGCUCAGUGGAAUGGGAUACUGUAAAAAAAAAAAAUAAUAAUGUGCAAUGAUCAACUCUGAAUGACAGAAGAGCCACUAGUCUAUCUAUCUCUUGAUUGUUAAUAUUAGCUUUGAUGUACCAUACAAAUCCAGAACCAUCUCCAAAUCCAGUUGAACAGGGGGCUGAUAAAACAGGGUUCCUACAGUCGUCUGUUGGAAUUUGACAUUUUGUCUCUUCCCCAAUCGGAAAAAGUUGCGGAAGAUGAUCAUUUCUCUUUAAAUACUUCUUCUUUUUUUUUAAACGCUUCAAAAUGUCACGGUAUUCUGAUCACAAUCACUCUCUUUCCUCCGCCAAGCCGUCACAUGUUAAAUGUCAAGCUUUAGCUGCAGCUCAGAAGAACAUUUCUGGGAACUGAAAGAGACUGUUUGCCGACAUCUUGAGAGGAAAAGAUACGAAAACAACAACAGUGUGAUGGAAGUAAGUGGAAAUCAUGCUCCACACGUCCAGGGCUGUAGCUGUAUGGUUGAGGACUCUGAGGUCAGGGACUUCACAACCUGAGGUCACGUUCUACAAAUUACACAAGGUGAGUCUUUUUAAAGGUUCUGAGUCAAAUUAAAGGGAUUUUCAACAGAAAAUUUGACCUCAGUAUUUCUAAACUGUGAGCUACAGCCCUGCACAUGUCGUACAGUAAUUCAGGGUGUGACGUCCACAGUGUGUAGGAACCCAGGUUUAUAAAUGUUUAAAGGAAUAAUUCUGACAAAUACACAGCUUUUUGUUCUGUUACUGAGAGUUAGACGCGACAGUCGAUGCCACUCUCAUGUCUGUGUGUUAAAUCAGCGUCGUUGGACUCUUCAUGGGCACUCACUAUUGUCAGCUACACUACCCACAAUGCACCUCGACUGCCACCAGUCUGGUUGGAGAUUCCGGAAUGUUAUGCUAGUAGAAGCUAACGUAGCCUACAGCAACAAGUACAUUUACUAACACCUCUGAAGCUCAACAUUUAAAGCUAAAAUAUACAAUUUUUCUACAUUAAAAUGUCAAAAUAAACAACUAUAACUAUGUUACAUAUUUUGUUGAGUUACAUUAUCCUAAAUGUUUCCAGCAAAUUUUAAAACAAAGAGAAAUCUUUAGUUUUAAUCACGGUGACGUACGUUUGAUGUGGUCGCCUGUCAUAUCCCUUAUGUGCAUUAGCAUUGCGUUUUCUUGUCGGAAGCGACAAAAUUGACAGUUUAAAGGUGGUUUUUAACCAUAUGUUUGAAAUGAAUGUCGGAUUCUAGUCAUUGGACGUCAAGAUCUUAAGUUAUCAGAGAAAAAAGCUGUGCAAGCUCAGUUCCCGGCCCCUCUGAGACGUCCUCUGUCUGUUGUACAUCACUGGAGAAACACUGAUUUUAAAAGUGAAACUGUUUAAUUCAGUGGUUCCUCUGGUUAUAAUCGCCUGGUAUGUUUGUUUUGAAGAGGAGACCUCUCGCUAAAAAGCUCCUGUACAAUUGACACUAGGAAUCCGGAGGAAGCUGAUGGCAGUAGUGGUAGAGACAACAAGUCCCAUGAUGCUUCACUAUGUCAUGACAUCACCAAACUCUUAUCAAACUGUUAUUGUUUUGAUUGGGAGACCCCUAGUGCCAUAAAAUUACAUAUUGUGAAAUUAACACUUUACAUGUUAUUUGCUUAAUCACAAACUAAAAUGUAAAAGUUUGUGGGGACCAGGCUAUUUCUUGGCAAACAACAGAAAAUAGUUACAGAUUAUAAUUGUUGUUUUUUACAUUACAUUGUGCAUAUGAAUUUAACAGAUGUGAUAUAUGUUAAUUAGUGAGCUUUGGAGGCGGUGGUAGCUGUGUUUUUAAAUGAUUAGCUAGGCUAGGCUAGGCUAGGCUAUUUGGCUCUAGGUUGAUAUUUAACACACAGACAUGAGAGUGGUGUCAGUGUUUUCAUCUAAGUCUCAGUAAGAAAUCCAAAAUUAAUCUAUUCAUUCAAUAAGGCUUUCAUGAAGUGUAAAAAAAAAAUAAUGCUGCCAGAGAUUCUGGUUCCCAUCUCGUCAUGUAAAUGAACGUCUUUUUCGGCGGCCAUGUUGGGUGUUUGAGCCAAGUUACACUGCAGCCGCCCUGCUCUAAUCCAGCUCUGUGAUGAAUAGCCUCUUUGUGUACAGUAUUGAUCAGCUCAGUGUGAAACUCAUCUGGUGGCUCUGUCAAUCCAAUGGAAGUUGCAUUUCAUCCAGGUUAGCUUCUGCUGUACAACGCUUCUGCACACAUAGGCGAUGCACACAUGUAACUGCUCUGCUCUGGAGGAUGAAAUCCAACCCACUUGGAGCACAAAAAAUGAAAAAUAAAAACCAAUGCUGCUGUUGUGAAAACUGAAAAAAAUAUCAAUAAAAAAAGGUCUAUGGCAUCAUGGGGUUAUGAUAGUUUGCCCACAUGUUCUUGUUUUUCUAAUUAAACAUCUGCUUUAAUGUGUCUCUGUAAAACACUGGGACAAAGGAAAAGCUGACAUUUCUGUUAUCGCUGUCAGAAUCUGCUGUGGUAAUUCGCUUGGUGGUGAUGAAACAUUUCACAGAUGUGAGCUGAUGGAUAUGUCGUGUGACAAUGUCAAUGCUUUGUAACUUCAUUAAUCAGCUGAGAAAAAGAAAAAAAAUAUAUAACUAUGAAGAAAAUGUAAGUUAUGAAUGUGAAAUGAAAAACUUCCCACGUGGAUUUUUCUGCUGCGUAUCUGAAUCUAUGCAUUCUUCACCAUAAGGGGGAUUAUACUGUAUACUGAUGUGCACAGCUCAGAAUACACACAGUAUAAUGAGGG
This is a messenger RNA of Seriola aureovittata, 5331 nucleotides long. RefSeq names its product 5-hydroxytryptamine receptor 1B-like. The coding region runs from base 508 to 1659 and encodes 383 amino acids. Gene Ontology annotation, biological process: adenylate cyclase-activating adrenergic receptor signaling pathway; chemical synaptic transmission; vasoconstriction. The transcript has a single exon. The record is from RefSeq and is a predicted model, not a curated record. Gene Ontology annotation, molecular function: G protein-coupled serotonin receptor activity. Gene Ontology annotation, cellular component: plasma membrane. Lineage: Eukaryota; Metazoa; Chordata; Actinopteri; Carangiformes; Carangidae.